AUGUAUGUCAAAUGGCAUCCUCCAGCUAGGGAUACAAUUAAACCUAACAUCGAUAGAGCAGCCAAGACAACCACCUCUACCAAUGGUAUUGGGGGAAUAUUCCGUAGUACAUCGGGUCAAUGUCUAAUGGGGUUUAUGGGUGCAAGAUCCUCAGGAAAUUCCACGUGCAUGGAAUUAAAUACCUUAUUACAGGGCUUACAACUAGCAAAGUUACAUCAACUCACACCACUAGAAGUAAAUGUGGAUUCUACUGUGGUAAUAAUGAUACUCAACAAUGAUAAUUUACAUUACUCAUCCUCUUUAGUGGAAUGCAGGUACUUACUUCAGCAGCUAGGUAAUCCGUCAAUUACCCACACAUACAGGGAGCAAAACUACACUGCACAUUAUCUAGCUCAAUAUGGUUCGUCUACAAAUGCACAAGUUAACGCAACUAUCUUCACUCAGCCUCCAGAUUUUUUGUUGCCACAAUUGGUGGAUGAUCAAAAAGGCACUGCCUACCAGAGAUUAGUGAAGUCUACAUGUACGACGGAUUUGUCCUAUAACCCUACCCUUGUGGCAUAUGAUCACUCAAUUGAUCCACUUUUUGAUUACAACUCUUGUAAUACUAUGCAACUGGCUCCUUGUAAUGUUACUGUUUAA
This is a messenger RNA of Nicotiana attenuata, 639 nucleotides long. RefSeq lists its product as uncharacterized. The record is from RefSeq and is a predicted model, not a curated record. Bases 1 to 639 code for a protein of 212 amino acids. The transcript has a single exon. Gene Ontology annotation, molecular function: nucleic acid binding; RNA-DNA hybrid ribonuclease activity. NCBI's taxonomy places the organism in Eukaryota, Viridiplantae, Streptophyta, Magnoliopsida, Solanales, Solanaceae.